This is a messenger RNA of Zootoca vivipara (common lizard), 2469 nucleotides long. RefSeq names its product follistatin like 4 (gene FSTL4). The record is from RefSeq and is a predicted model, not a curated record. Lineage: Eukaryota; Metazoa; Chordata; Lepidosauria; Squamata; Lacertidae. Gene Ontology annotation, cellular component: neuron projection.
AUGACGAAGGAGCCAGGUUGCUUGUCUGUCACUGCUAACGGUGAGUCUUGGCCCAGAAUAGUUCAAGAGAUGAAAGUGGAACCUAACUUCCAAGUCAAAGAGAUGUCUAUGCUUUAUGGGCAAGAUGGCCUCCAUGCAUCAUGUGAAAAGAAGUACUGUGGCCGGGGAAGCAAGUGCGUUGUGAACAAGGAGACUGAUAAGCCCGAAUGUAGAUGCAUAGAUGACUGCAAGCCCAGUUAUAUGCCAGUGUGUGGAUCUGAUGGCAAAUUCUAUGAGAAUCACUGUGAACUUCAUCGAGCAUCCUGCUUGCAAAGGAAGAAAAUCUACAUUAUUCACAGCAAAGACUGCUUCUUCAAAGGUGACAUGUGUACAAUGGCAGACUACCGUCAACUGAAAGGUAUCCUGCUGGACCUUCAAUCUCACCGGCAGAGGCAGCAAAAUCACCCAGGAGAUGAGAGAACCCAGAAGCGCUUCUUAGUUGAAGAUAUGUUUAACCACUUGGAUAUUAAUGGUGAUGGGCACCUCAGCAGUUCUGAAUUGGCUCAGUUGAUGAAAAGGGACGACCUGGAAGAAGUUUUCUCGGAUUGUACACCAGAGGAUCUUCUCCGAUUUGAUGAUUACAACAACGAUGGUUACUUAACUCUGCAAGAACUGUAUACUGCAUUCCAGGUGGUCCAACUCACACUUUCUGAAGAGCAGAAGGUCAGCGUAACCACAGUAACUGUUGGGCUGAGCACUGUAUUGAACUGUGCUAUCCAUGGACCUCUGCGGCCUCCAAUCAUCUGGAAACGCAACGGGGUUGUGUUGAACUUUUUAGAUCUGGAAGAUAUUAAUGAUUUUGGAGAAGAUGAUUCUCUCUACAUCACCAAGGUAACAACUAUUCACAUGGGCAAUUACACGUGUCAUGCCUAUGGCUAUGAAGAACUGUAUCAGACCCACAUUCUUCAGGUGAAUGUGCCACCAGUGAUUCGUGUGUAUCCUGAAACCCAGGCACAAGAACCUGGGGUAUCUGCCAGCCUCAAGUGUCAUGCUGAGGGGAUCCCAAAUCCCAAAAUCUCCUGGCUAAAGAAUGGCAUUGGUAUCAUGCCCAAAUUGUCCAAGCAACUGAUGCUAUUAGCAAAUGGAAGCGAACUUCACAUCAGUAGUGUUCGAUAUGAAGACACAGGUGCCUAUACUUGCAUUGCUAAAAAUGAAGUGGGAGUAGAUGAGGAUAUUUCUUCUCUCUUCAUUGAAGAUUCAGCUAGAAAGACUCUUGCAAACAUACUGUGGCGAGAGGAAGGGCUCAGUGUGGGAAACAUGUUCUAUGUCUUCUCUGAUGAUGGGAUCACAAUAAUUCAGCCAACUGACUGUGAGAUCCAGAGACACAUCAAACCAAAUGAGAAAGUUUUCUCAAGUUAUGCAGAAAUCUGUCCUAGAGUUGAAGGUGAAGCCAUUCAGUCCUGCCUCUGGGCUUCCGCUGUCAAUGUCAGAGACAAAUAUAUUUAUGUAACACAGCCAAAGUGGAAUAGAAUAAUGAUCCUUGAUAUCCAGACUCAGAAAGUCAUUCAGACCUUGGACACUGACCCUCUACCUGUAAAAUUACAUUAUGAUAAAUCACAUGACCAAAUUUGGGUACUUAGCUGGGGCGAUAUGAAGAAGUCUCAUCCGGUUUUGCAGGUAAUACCAGAAGCAAGUACAGGAGACAACCAGCAUAUCAUUCGCACCCAUUUGAAUGGGAUGGAUGAUUAUUUUAUUCCACAUACGAACCUCAUAAUCAAUCAUAUCAGAUUUGGUUUCAUCUUUAACAAGUCUAAGUCUGCAGUUCACAAAAUUGAUCUGGAAACUGUGGCUCACAUCAAGACAAUCAGCUUCAAGAACUACAGCUGUUUGCCCCUAGCCAUGGCCUAUACACAUCUGGGUGGCUACUUCUUCGUCCAGUGCAAAACAAACAUGUCACUACCAAUAACUCCACAGCUUAUAAUUGACAGUGUUACAGAUUCUGUUAUUGGCCCCAACAGCGACAUAUCAGGUACUCCCUACAUCUCCCCUGAUGGACGCUAUUUGGUCAGCGCAGAUGAACAGAGCGGGAGGAUCAGAGUCCAGACAAUAACAAUCCAAGGGGAAAUCAAGUUGAUUUAUGACUUACAAACCACCAUGCACAUAUCCGAUCUGACAUUUCAGUCCUCUUUCACCGAAGGCAAUCAGUAUUAUAUAUACGCUACUUCACAUUUGCAAACAGAUGUGCUUUUUGUAGAGUUGUCAACAGGGAAAAUGGACAUAUUGAAGAAUUUAAAGGACCCUAUCAAAUCCAAAGACUGGCCCUGGAGUAACUACAACAGAAUUAUCCAAGACAGUGGAUUAUUUGGACAAUACCUUAUAACACCAGCAAAGGAGUCACUAUUUAUAAUUAACGGGAGACAAAACACAUUACGCUGCGAGGUUUCGGGUAUCAAGAGAGGCAACACAGUGGUUUGGGUUGGAGAUGUAUGA